AUGCUACGCUUUAGUCGCAUAAUGCGAACAGUUUCAAUUCCUUAUGCACUACUGUUCGGCACAUUAUUCGUUAUACUAACAACUGUUGGCCUCGUUGGCAAUUUAGUAGUUAUUGCUGCUAUUGCUGGUGAUAAGAAAAUGCGUAAUUCGGUGAUGAAUAUGCUUCUCUUCAAUUUGGCGGUGGCAGAUGCGUUGAAUUUAAUUACAACUGUGGUCGAAUGGUCACCAACAAUUGCGCUCGGUAGGCUUGGAUGGAUACUACCAGCUGUGUUAUGCCCAGUUGCUCGUUAUCUGGAAAUAAUAUUUCUGUUUGUUUCCAUUAUGACGCAACUUAUUGUUUGUGUUGAAAGAUAUAUAGCUAUAGCGUAUCCGAUGCAUGCUCGCCGACUAUGUUCCAGGCAAAAUAUAUUUGUUACGAUACUAAUCACAUGGCUAUUUGGCAUAUCACGUAUUUCAGCAUCCUCUUCACAGGCGGAAAUACGCUCACGAAGUGAAGCGCUUCGAACUCGUCGAAAUGUUGUAAAAAUGUUGGUCGCAUGUGUGUCUAUUUAUUUUAUAUGCUAUUCACCAAUUCAGGGCAUUUUUUUAUCCAAGGCAUUAUUUGGCAUCCAUGUGAGCACGCCGUAUGAAUUCAUCCUGCUGAUGAACGCACUGGCGAUGAUGUGUAGUGCGUGCAAUCCACUUCUCUAUACGUUAUUUUCGAAGAAAUUUCGGGCACGUAUUACGCGGAUACUGCCAUUGGCUGAAUGCCAGCGCUAUUGCUGCUGCUGCUUCUCGGAUCGGCGUGUCAAGCACAACACUUCAUACAAGGUAACUGGUGGAAAUACGGGACGAAAAGCAGCAAAUCGAAGCAAUGCAACAACAUCCAGGAAGUGUAAUACCGGGAGACAUGCAAAACCGGAUAGACGAUGCCUGACAGUGGCUAGUACCACAUGGACAAAUCAUGAUGACCUGGAAGAGGAUGAUGAAAGUCUGCAUACGUUGAGCUAUAAAUCGUCCUAUAUCAGUAGUUAUAUUUUUUAG
This is a messenger RNA of Gongylonema pulchrum, 1023 nucleotides long. Lineage: Eukaryota; Metazoa; Nematoda; Chromadorea; Rhabditida; Gongylonematidae. The record is from the annotation of a GenBank genome assembly.